Molecule: messenger RNA, 2757 nt
Organism: Brachypodium distachyon (stiff brome)
Lineage: Eukaryota; Viridiplantae; Streptophyta; Magnoliopsida; Poales; Poaceae
Exons: 7
Coding region: 167-2617 (816 amino acids)
Biological process (GO): protein phosphorylation
Molecular function (GO): protein kinase activity; ATP binding
Source: RefSeq, a predicted model, not a curated record
UUUGCGCGUAACCUCACAUAGAUGAGAGAUGCUUCCUUCUCAUCUUCCCUGAGAGCCGGCAGGACGGACUGCAUUAAGAUCUCUUCUACCUUCCUUUACUGUUCAUCCACAUUUUAGUGGGCUACUUCAGUCCCCAGCGUCCGUACCGACAGGUCUUGCAGCUGGAAUGGCUGAUCAUGCAAGGGAACUUGAGGCACUGGAGCGCAUACUGAGUGAUGAUGCAGGCGCAGAACCAACAAGGCUAGCAUAUGGACUUAUGAAAUCCAUCACAAACGAUUUUUCUCCAUCUCGAGAAAUUGGCAGCGGUGGGUUUGGAGUUGUUUACCUGGGAAUUCUUCGGAAAGGAACUGUUGCUGUGAAGAAGCUUACCAUGUCGCCGACUUUCUCUGAUGACCUAUUUCUGGAUGAGGUUCGAUGUUUAAUGAGAACAAAGCACAAAAACAUAGUAAGAUUUCUCGGCUACUGUUCAGAUACACAAGGAGAACUGAUAGAACACAAUGGAAGGAAAAUUAUGGCAGAGGUACGACAAAGAUUGCUCUGCUUUGAGUAUGUUCCAAAUGGAAGUCUUCAGCGUUAUCUUAAAGAGAAAUGUCAUGGAAAUGGAUGGAAAAUACGCUAUCAAUUCAUGAAGGGGAUUUGUCAAGGUUUGCAUUACCUCCACAAAGAACGCAUUAAUCAUUUGGAUCUCAAACCUGAAAAUGUUCUGCUGGAUGCUUACAUGGAGCCAAAAAUUUCGGACUUUGGCUUGUCAAGAUGGUUUGAUGAAGGACAAUCCAGAAUUGUCACUAUAAAUACUCCUGGCACAAGGGGAUAUAUUGCACCAGAAAUCAUAGACAAGGGAGAAAUAUCAUUCAAGUCAGACAUAUUCAGUUUGGGCAUUAUAAUCAUAAAACUGUUAACAGGGAGUGACCAUCAUGAAUUUGAAAAUUGGCAUGAAUCGAUUGACGUGGAAGGCCCUCAAGUGAAGAGCUGCAUUGAGAUAGCUCGAACCUGCGUGGAAGCGGACCAGCAUAACAGACCUUGUAUAAGUGAGAUAAUUGAUAAGCUGAAUGAGAUGGAGAAUGCUGAAGAAUCAAGAGAUGGGACAGGGUCUUCCAUGGUAAGCCCAUCUUCCUCAAAGGAGGUAAUUCCUCCAUCAACAAUGUGUCGUAUGGACAAGCAAGAUUGUGAAUAUGCCAAAAUGGACACAUGUUUAGCUGAUGGCAUGGGUCAUUCCAAGCAUGACAGCGGCGUCAGCAAAGAUACAAAGACGGUGCAGCUGCUGGGGCAGAGGAGGGUAGAAGACAAUGAUGGCAGCAACUUCCUAGUUCAUGACAAGGACCUGUACAAUGGUCCGAAGAUGAUGACGAACCAGAAAGCUAGGAGCGGUGACGAGAAGGGUCCCAACGGUGGCAGCGGGCCCUCAAACCAGGGGAAGAUGAGCGGCAUGCUACUAACACCACCAGCCAUGAUGAGGCCUAACAUGAUGCCAGGGGUGGGGAUGUUGCAAGCUGCUGCGGCGGCCGGGAACCCCAUCGCGCUGAAGAAUAUUCAAAUGAUGCAGCAACAGAUGAUGAUGAACAACGGUGGCACAGGGUACCCGAGAAUGGGCUACGGGAUGCAGGGGAUGUACCCAAUGCCACCUAACAUGAUGCAGCAUACCGCACCAACCAAGGUCGACCCUGUUAAGUUCAAGAACCCUGAGCCUGAGGGCGGCGGCGGCAGCGAGUCCCACGACUUGGACAAUGAAGAGUCCAAGGACUCUGGCAGCAAAGCCCACAAGAGCGGUGGCGGCAAACAAGACACGAAGAUGUACCCUAUGGGGCCGCAGAAGAUACAGAUGAAGCUGUCAACGCCAUUAAUGGAUGCGCCGGCAGCUUCAAAGGACCCCAAGUCCAUCAAGUUUAACCUCCCCGAAGACGAGUUCGAUGACGAUGAUGACGAAUUCAGUGACUUCGAUGACGAUGAUGACGAUUUCGAUGAUGACGGCCUUGACGACGAUGAUCCCAAUGCAAAGCAGGUCGGCGUGCCGCCACAUGCCGCCACCACCAGAGGGAGUGACAAGAAGGGCGGCAGCGAGAAUGAGAUCCCUGCGCAGAUCAAGGGGAACAAUGGAGGCAAAAAAGGCGGCGGUGGCGGUAAAAACGUAGGCGGGGCACAGCCGAACAACAUCAAGGGCCAGGAGAAGAAGGGCACUGGCACUGGUGGACUGGCCACCGGUGGCCUGAUGGGUGGCAUGCUGCCACCACAGCUGCUGCCGCCACGGCCACUGCCGCCACAGCAGCAGCAAGCCAUGCUGAGGCCUACCAUGAUGGGCAGCAGUGGUGGCUUCCCUGGAAUGGGACAGAUGGGCUACCGCCCCCACAUGGAGAAUGGCGUGCACGGCAUGCUGCCGCCGCCACCACCACCACCAACAGGAUUCUACCAGAGCGGCAUGCCGCCUUAUGAUCGGGAGCGGGAGAUUCUGCACAUUGCUGCUGCGGCCGGGAACUCCAUGGCACAGCUGCAGCACAGGGCAUUGGCACAGCAGCAACAGCAGCAGCACAUGGCUUUCUAUCUAUUUCUAUUCAUGUUCCUAUUCCUAUUUACUAUUGUUAUCAUCAUCAUCGUUAUUUUCACUUUUAAGGCACGUCGGUAAGGUUCGGAAAUAGAUACGGAUUAUCUGAACAAAUGAAAAGUAUGCAGACAAUGGCUCUAAUUGCUUUUUUCUUUCGUGUAAACAAUAUUCCGGGAUUCGUACUCAAAUUCCAAUAAGUACAUAUAGUUUUUUUGUUUCUA